This is a messenger RNA of Vanessa tameamea, 5425 nucleotides long. RefSeq names its product complexin (gene cpx). Lineage: Eukaryota; Metazoa; Arthropoda; Insecta; Lepidoptera; Nymphalidae. Gene Ontology annotation, biological process: neurotransmitter transport; regulation of neurotransmitter secretion; synaptic vesicle exocytosis. Gene Ontology annotation, molecular function: syntaxin binding. The transcript is spliced from 6 exons. Bases 215 to 640 code for a protein of 141 amino acids. Gene Ontology annotation, cellular component: SNARE complex; terminal bouton. The record is from RefSeq and is a predicted model, not a curated record.
AGCAAUGGCCGACGUAUCGAUCGACGCAGCCAGUCGGCGCCCGGCCUCCGGACGGGUGACACGUUAGUGUGGGCUAAUGUCUCCGCGCUUCUCGAACUAACCUAACCAGUCGACCGCGUCUCCCACUAACACUCCACACCUUUCUCUGCUCCCGAUUUUUCUGCCGGAUUCACAUUUACUUUCAAGUAUAACCAGUAAAAGCGAAUAAAACAAGAUGGCGGCGUUCGUGGCCAAGCAAAUGGUGGGGAACAAACUCAGCGCCGUAAAAGGCGCGGUUGGUGGUGAUGGCGAUGACAGCGACGAUAAGGAGAAGGAAGAAGAAGCGGAACGCGAACGUCAGGAAGCGAUCCGUGAGGCUGAGGAGAGACGCAAGGAGAAGCACCGCAAGAUGGAGGAGGAGAGAGAGAAGAUGAGACAGGAGAUCAGGGACAAGUACAAAAUUCCCAAGAAGGAGGAGAUUGCAGAGCAGCAGCAACAGGAGCCUGACAAUCCUCUUAUGAGGAAGAAGAAGACUCCUGAGGAACUGGCGGCUGAGGCGGAGCUUGAGGACCAGGAUGAGUUCACUAAAUUGAAAAACACCAUCGAGACGCAGGUGAACGAACUCAAGUCGCAGAUCGAGAGUAAGUGUGUGAUGCAGUGAGCAGGACGUCGCGCCCGCACUCUGUUAUAUUAACCGAAUACAUGAUGUAGCUGAGCUAAACCAUUGUUGCAGUGUCCCACCCGAUCACCCCUCGUCCCGACCGCAAACCCAUUUCAGGAAUCAUUCGCGCUCAAAUAUUUGUGUAGGAAAGAUUCGAAUUCUAAAUUAUUUCGGAACCUAGUUGGCUAGUGGCGCGUUGGUGCUUGAUAAUGAGCAAUAAUAUUUUUAUACAUUCAUAGAACGUGAUGAGCGGCCAUCGAUACAACCGAGAGUGUAGGGAGAGGAUCGAGCCUCGUAACGUUAGGUCAAAAAGUCAUCGUACAUUCCGAACGGCACGCCUCGAACUCGUACGUGGCAACGAACCUGUUUAAUAUGUUGACGCUUGUGAUAUAUUGUUAUUUAAGUGUAAAGUGAAAAAGUAAAUUUUUAAAUACAACUAGAACGGUGUAAUAUUUAUAAAAGGAGGGAAUAAAAAACGUAAUUUAAGAAGUUAGCACGCGUGUAGUCGGCUCAAUCUCCAGUUACUCAUUCUCUCGGCUCCUCUUCGGAAUUCGGAUUUACAUUAAAAUAACAGUGUAUUCGGUCUUAUGAACAUUUGUUUUCAUCCAAAUUCCACUCGGCUUGUGUACCUUGUUGUAAUGGCUUGCGCUCUGCUCACUCUUCGGAUCUUCAACUUUUGCCUCGAAAUCUUUUGCAUGCGUGCUUAUGCAGUGUAUCGAUAUCGUGUCAGUGUAUUUGUAUUUUGUUUAGAUGUAUAUACCUUUAAUCGACCUAGCCUUAAUGUCCACAUCGAAGAUAUAAUAGGUACAAUAUUGUUACUGGCACGGCGACGCCGUCGGUGUUCUUUCAUGUUUAAUAUAAGAUCGAUGUUCGUUUAGAGUAAUAUAAUGUUGUAGAUUGACAAGACCUCUUGUUGUUUUACCGUUGAAUCAAGUUAGCGUAGUUGACGCGAUUCUUAAUGUUUUAUCGAUGUUUUAUGCUUAGGAUAAAGUAACAUUGUUUGAGCAAAAUUUUCGAGCGAUUAACGUUACGGCUUCGGUGGAUAUGUAAGCAGUAUAGACGAAGCGCGCCCGACCGGAUGGAUCUCGUCCGAUCGGGUGUCGAUUCGACGAGUGAGGCUGAUGUUGAUGAUGUUACGUGCAAGGCUAAUGGUUCGAAUGUUUGUCUCGACAUAUUAAGCUGCAAAUGCAAAAGAUUUGUUAUCGUCAAAAGCUGUGAUAUAUAAAUAAAAUAAACUAAAGCUGUGCGCCGGACGCGGCCAGACCGCUCGCGUUACAUAGUCACUUUAGCUUCUUGGUAACUCUCUUUCAAUCUUUCACGGACUUCAGUCUCAUCUAUAAGAUCUUCGACUUCAUUCGGAUUACCGAUCGUCCACACUUUCUCGUAGUUUAAAAUGUUCUUCGUCGAUAGUUCUACGAUAUCAGCACAUCAUGUAUUUUCAUCGUUAGUUUUAAAGUUACUUUGAAAUAUUAUAUCAAACCUUGUAGCGAUCGCUUGAUAGUUCGUUUAUUUUAUAAGCAAAUUUUACCGAGAUUAAUAAUUAUAUAUAACAAUAUAUAAUAUAAAUUGCGUAUUGAAAUCGUAUUUAACUAAUCGAUAUACAUCCUCACAGUGUAAAUACGACAGAUCAACAAUAAUUUCAGAACGUGUAUUUAGAACGCCGCUCUAUUUUCCGAAUACGGUUCGACACAUCACAAAGUAUUUUCGUAGCUUGUUUCGAGACGUUACUUUGAGCACGCCUAGCUGCCAUAGUCUAUAAAGAUCGUCUGCGAUGGGACCUUCGACGUAAGGAAUUCGACCGUCCCGACUUCUCUACUCGGAAACUUCACAAUCUUUUAAUGUUAAGAUAUGACAUAAACUAUUCAGUGUACGUGUGUUAGGUUAGGCUAAUCAUAUUCUACGAUAGUUCUAUAUACGUGCAUGGCAGUUCUAGCUAAUCUGUUGUUCGUAGUAAAUAAACAAUAAUAAUGUUAAGAUAAUCUUGGACCUGUUUUGAUAUCAUUUUAAACAUGACCAAUAUUUUGUCUCAUCCCCCCCCCCCACCCAUCACGCUCACGGCGCUCGUCUUUACCUACAUAGACCUAAUCCUAGAUUCUAUCUUCCUCUGUCGUCUUUCUAUCUAUCGUAGACUAACUUUACUCUUCGUUGUUGGCUCUCACGUAGUAAAUAGUGGUUUAGAUACGUUAUUUUCGUACGUAGCGAGGUUUAGGCGUAACUAAACGUUUGAUGUGAACCCGCUGAUUGUCACUAAAUUAAAAAUGAUGCUUGAUUAGUUAGUAUCUUGGAUUGUACUGUAAACGUUUGCAUGCGUGCGUGUCAUGCCUCUCGCAGUGUGUCGUGUCGUUAUCUCUCGACUAGUAUUUCCUCUCGACAUAUUAUCUAUGUUAAGAUGCUUUUUAAAUAUCUUAUUUGUAAGCUUUCGAUGUUUGGUGUAUAGUGUUACGGUUUCAACUGUAAUUAUAAAUAAUGUAUUAGUAUAAACUCGUUGCUUGAAUGCAAAUAUUUUGAAGGAAUUUGGGUGAUAUCAAAUUAAUGUCACCAUUCGAUCUCCCCAUAUUGUUAAAAUUUAUUGUCAUUGCGAUGUAAGAAUCGUCGAAGUGAUUGUUUAUUAUUUUUUUUUAAUGACAAUUAUAUUUAUUAUAUGAUAUAUAUUAAAUAAAAAUUCGGUAGCAUUUUGAAUUAAUAUCGCAAUUAUAAUUUAUUUAUCAUUGCAACAUUGUUUUCAUCUCGUAAUAAUUGUAAUGAAUUUACAAAGAGGUUUAUACAAGGUAGAUAUGUAGUUUAGUAAUAAUUGUAAAUUAUUUAAUAAAAAAAAAAAAACAAUUUAUGAAUGCAUUAUCCAACAAAACUAGAAUAAUUUUAAGCUCUUUGACUGACCAAUUUCAGAAUUCUCGUAAACAUCCGUUGAUCAAAAUUAAUCUUAUGACUAUCGCAUUCAGGGUAUUGUAAUUAUUAUUGUGUAUUUGUAUAAUAUCUAUCGUUUCAUUCUGAUCUUUUAGAAUCUAUGACUUUUUGGCCUGCGAUGGCAUUCAAAAUUUCAUACUUAAUCUUCGAUUAGGUAUUUAUAACGCAUUAGUCAACAAAUUGACUUGAAUAUUAUUAGUAGAAUAUCUAAACUGAUAGGUCUGUUCAUAUGACGCAAUCGUAGCUAUGACAUACGGGAAUAUGCGUGUGUGUUCGUUAAAUGGUUGUGUAAAUUGUGCGUUAGUGGGCGAAAUGCGUGCGGUACUCGAAUGUGUGUGAGAUCUGCGUUCGUGUGAGUGAAUGGGUUUGAAUGAACGAAAUGAAAUUUUAUUUUUCAAAUUAUCCACUGAAUAAUUCGAGGCGAUUAAUAAUAUUGGAAUAUAUGUUACGCUUGCGUCAUAUCAAUGGGGACGGAUGUUUUUUAUUUUCAAACUUUUAUUAUAUUUUAGCAAAUUGACACAGUUCCAACUAUUAUAUAGCUACAUUGUUAAACAUUUAUCAGAUAGCGUUAUAUAUGCACUAGGAAAUAGGACACACUCGAUGCGUUUGCUACUUUAAUAUCAAAUUAAAUAAGGUCUAAAUUUGUAUGACACCUAAUACGUUAAAAUUAAUAAUUAAACAAUAUCAUAAAAAAUUUAAAGUACGAUUUAAAAAAAUUGAACUAAUUAAUUAACUACUUAAUUUUAGUAGCAAAUGCAUCUUAUACCUGAUCCUACUACUACUACUGCGGACACCACAAAAUAAUGGCUUUGAUUAAACUAAACAAGAUAGAAACGGGAUUAGGUGAGACGCAAAACCGGUACAAAGGACAAUCUAGAGACAACGACACACCACACCAACACGAGCUUCGACACAGACGCCAGUAUUACACGUUUUUCAUAUUAUAUUAUAUGUAUUUAGACUUUUCCGAGUUGUAUAGAGAUUAUUUUGUAUCAAAGAACUGACUUUAAGUGCCACAGACCAUGUCGUUGCGCUUGGUAUACGUAACAAUUUAAACAACAUACUUUCUAUAUUGUGCGUUGAAGUCUCAGAAGAUCGCAUGCGUUUCUUUCACGUUAACACGUUACUCAGAGUACGGUCGAGGAAAAUAAUCGUUAUCUCUUUCUGUCUAGCGGUUGUCUCUUUCUCGUAGAAACUUCUAGAACAAUGAUUUCCUUCCUCGACGGUGCUCCGUUUCAGCGAUCUGUUCGAAGGGAACUGUCAUCGCCUACUGUAAGUACACGUUAGCGCGUUAGCUUUUAAUAUUAGUGACAUCUAGCGUUAAAAUUGCAAGUUUACCGAAAAUUAAAGGAAGUAACGCGUGAAGCGAGAAAAAAAAUUGUAAUGGCAAGGUCGCGAUCACUUUAAAGUGGACCGGGUCAUGUUGUAUUGUUAUUAUAAAGAAACGGUUGAAAGUUUAUCCAGGAUUACAUUUAACUUAGAAUUACGGAGGAAAACGAAAAUGAGGUUAUUGUUGAAAAUGUUUUUAGGUAAAUAAAAUGCGAUUGAGCUUUCUUGAUACUGGUUGUUAUUAAUGAUUUGCGUUCCGUUCGCUGGCCCCGGCUGUACAGAACUGCCGUUCAACAUUGGACUUUAUCUCGGAGGAUUAACGUUCUGUUUUCACUGUUUCUGUCACUUGUGUAGUCUCGUAAUGUUAGGCUUGUUUGCUAAAAAUUAUUUAUCGUCUUACUGUUGCGAAGCAUUGUUAAAUUUAUUUACUGGUCCUCAUUAGUUAUGUAUAAAAGUUUAGAGGUAGCCAUUUUCAUAUUAACUUUACUGUGAGUUUGAAAGUGGAUCGUCUACCAUGUUGUUAAAUAAUAAAUAAACUACAUUGUACCACCA